AUGGCAAUAUUCAACAGCACCACCUCCCUGAUGAAAGCCUCAUCAGAUGGAGCUUGGGCUGGCGACAAUCCACUCACUCACGCCUUCCCCCUUCUCCUCCUCCAAACCACCCUAGUCCUCUCCUUCACCCGUCUUCUCACCUUCCUCCUCAAACCCCUCCGCCAACCCAAAGUCAUUGCAGAAAUUCUCGGUGGAAUUUUGCUUGGGCCGUCAGCUUUGGGUCGGAACAAGGACUUCCUGCACCUAGUUUUCCCCUCAUGGAGCACUCCCAUCCUCGAAUCCAUAGCCAAUGUCGGCCUCCUCUUCUUCCUCUUCCUCGUCGGCCUCGAGCUCGAUCUCAGCUCCGUUCGCAGGAGCGGCAGGCGCGCUUUUUACAUAGCCCUGGCUGGAAUCUCUGUCCCAUUCAUUCUCGCCAUCGGAAUCACCUUCAUCCUCCGCAAAUCCGUCCCCGGUGCCGACAACGUCCCGUUUACCCACUCACUCAUGUUCAUGGGCGUCUCCCUCUCCAUCACCGCCUUCCCCGUCCUCGCCCGCAUUCUCGCCGAACUCAAGCUCCUAACCACCCAAGUGGGCGAAACCGCCAUGGCUGCCGCUGCCUUUAACGACUUCGCCGCCUGGAUCCUCCUCGCCCUGGCAGUCGCCCUCGCCGGAAACGGUGAGAGCCCGCUGACGUCCAUUUGGGUCCUCAUUUCGGGCGUCGCCUUCGUGGCUUUCAUGCUGGUUCUGAUCCGACCCGCGAUGAACUGGGUCUCCCGGCAGUGCCCGCCGGACCAGGACUUCGUGGACGAAGCCUACAUAUUUCUGACCCUGGCGGGGGUGAUGCUGUCGGGUUUCACGACGGACCUGAUCGGGAUCCAUGCGAUAUUCGGAGCUUUCGUGUUCGGGCUGACGAUUCCAAAGGGCGGGGAGUUCGCAGGGAGAGUGAUUAGGAGGAUAGAGGACUUCGUGUCGGGGCUGUUGCUGCCGCUGUAUUUUGCGGCGAGUGGGUUGAAGACGGACCUAUGGAAAAUAAGUGGGGUAGAGGCGUGGGGGCUGCUGGCACUGGUUAUAACGACCGCGUGCGCCGGGAAAAUCUUCGGGACCUUCGUCGCGGCUGCGCUUUGCAUGGUUCCGGCGAGGGAGUCGCUGGCUCUGGGUGUGCUCAUGAAUACAAAGGGGUUGGUGGAGCUCAUCGUUCUCAAUAUUGGCAAAGAGAAGAAGGUCCUAAAUGACGAGAUGUAUGCCAUUUUAGUUCUCAUGGCGCUCUUCACCACCUUCAUAACCACUCCAACCGUCAUGGCCAUUUACAAACCCAGCGGCAGCCGCACUUCCCACCACCGACCGCAUCACAAGCUCAGAGUCCUGGCCUGUGUCCACGGCCCCGGAAACUUUUCCUCCCUCAUCAACCUCCUCGAGCUAACCAAGCAUCGCUCCCCUCUCAGGCUCUACCUCAUGCACCUCGUCGAGCUCACGGCCCGACCCUCCUCGAUUUCCAUGGCCCAACGCUCUCGCAAGAACGGCUUUCCAUUCACUGGGUGCUUCCGCCGAGGGGAGCCACUGGACCAUGUGGCCGCAGCCUACGGGAAGCACAGUCGCGUAACAGUGAAGCCAACCACGGCUGUCUCGGUAUUGUCGAGGAUGCACGAGGAUAUAUGUCACGUGGCGGAGGAGAAGGGGGCAGCCAUGAUUGUAUUGCCCUUCCACAAGCAGUGGAGGUGGGGGGAGGAAGGGUUGGUGGAGACUAGUGUGGGACAUGGAUGGAAAGGGGUUAAUGAGAGGGUUCUGGAGAUCACACCAUGUACGGUAGUGGUGCUAGUGGACCGGGGAUUUGGCAGAGGUGGAAGGUGUGGCGGCACGCAGAGAGUGUGCGUGGUGUUCGUUGGAGGGGUUGAUGAUCGAAAGGCUUUGGAGUUGGGUGAGAGGAUGGCGGAGAAUCCUAGCGUCGAGGUCACCAUUGUGAGGUUUGUUCUCGCCAAUAUGAGCUCUGAGAGGAUCUCGGAAGUGGAUGAAGCUGUGGUAGCAAAGAUUCAUGCGGGGACGAUGAAGUACAUCGAGAAGGAGGUAAAGAACAUUGUCGAAGAGGUCGUGGCAAUAGGGCAGCGUGGGGAGUACGAGCUAGUGGUGGUUGGAAAGAGCAGUGGGGGACGGCUUGCGAGCACCGCCAUCCAAGGAGUUGAGCAUGAGAAUAUUGAGGAUGGGAAGUUGGGGGUAAUAGGAGGGGUGUUGGCAUCAUCAGAGAAGGGCAUUGUGUCCUCAGUGCUAGUGAUCCAACAGUGUGUCGUCGCCUCUACUGACGAGGAGCUUGAACCAGAAGUUAUUCACAAAGCCAAUAAAGUUGAUGAUGAGGAUGAAGUUGCAAUCACGACUAUGGAAUCCACCGUAUGA
Malania oleifera is the source of this 2364-nucleotide messenger RNA. Its product is annotated as cation/H(+) antiporter 20-like. Gene Ontology annotation, cellular component: membrane; endomembrane system. The record is from RefSeq and is a predicted model, not a curated record. Gene Ontology annotation, molecular function: antiporter activity. The transcript has 4 exons. Bases 1 to 2364 code for a protein of 787 amino acids. NCBI's taxonomy places the organism in Eukaryota, Viridiplantae, Streptophyta, Magnoliopsida, Santalales, Ximeniaceae. Gene Ontology annotation, biological process: regulation of pH; proton transmembrane transport.